This is a messenger RNA of Amborella trichopoda, 2355 nucleotides long. RefSeq names its product protein IQ-DOMAIN 17. NCBI's taxonomy places the organism in Eukaryota, Viridiplantae, Streptophyta, Magnoliopsida, Amborellales, Amborellaceae. Gene Ontology annotation, molecular function: protein binding. The record is from RefSeq and is a predicted model, not a curated record.
UUCAUCUCUCAUAAAAUCCCUCACUUUUCCCUCUCUCUCAUCACCUAAAACAGCAGCCAUGAAAUGAUUCUUUCAUUCAUCAUGCAACCUCUAUUUACUCCUUUCUGCAAUUUCUUCUAUGAACUUCCUGUUUAUGUUUUCUCUCUCUAAAAGUUUAGAGAAAACCUUCUUGAUUCUUUACAUGUAGUCUACGAGUUUCAUUCUUCUCUGUGCUUCACACCUUCACUUUGAAAUCUUUCUCUCUCUUGAUUUACACAGAAGAGAGAGAAAAUGAGAUGGGUUUUAUGCGGCACAUGCAAAGGAUUGCAAAACAAGGAAGAGGGUGAAGAUCAUCGCGAUACCUCAGUGACCACUGCGGAAUUUCAUCUCAAUGAACCCACUGAAAAUGCAGAAGAAAAAGGUGGUUGGGAAAUUCAUCACCUCUCUAGACCUUAUGAGAACAUGAGACGGAAUGAGGCAGCCAUUAAAAUACAAACAGCUUUUCGGUGCUUUCUCGCUAGAAGAGCUCUUAAAGCCCUAAGAGGGCUUGUGAAAGUGCAGGCUUUGAUUCGAGGUCGGCAUAUUAGAAAGAGAGCUGAUAAGACCAUGAAGUGUAUGCAAGCUCUUGUUCGAGCACAAAAGAGGGUCCUCCAUGAAAGAUUUAGACAAUUUGAUGAAAAUCGUGGAUUAAAUACCAGAAUUAACGGAGUUUCCAGACAAACCAUUGACGAUGGAAUGCACGAUCCAAAGGAUAGAGAAGGGCAAUGGAAGUACAUAAAGAGUUCAGAGGAAAUCCAAUCAAUUAAUCAGAGCAAGCAGAAAGCUGCCUUCAGGGGAAAGAAGGCUCUAGCUUAUGCCUCACCUCAUAAGGUUCUCUCUUUCUCUCUCUUGAAAUUUGAAAUGAACUUUGGUUUUGACUCAUUUUCUACUCUUUUUCUUGAGAAGGAUUUCAAAGAAUUCAGCCAUGAUAGGCUUAAUUGGAGGUCGACCCAGUUGGAAAGAUGGAUUGCAGCAGAGUACAGAGAGAAAAAAUCUCUAUAUGGUGAGAGGGACGAAUCAUCAGUAAACACAGUAGAAUCAGCCACUCCGAGAUCAUAUUCAUCAGCAAGUACAAACCCAAAACCCAAAAGGUCUCAGACUAGACCCCCCAAAUCUCCAAUUUGUAAAGCUCAACAUCAUGUUAUCACUCAUCAAAUUCCAUAUCCUAGAGAGAGAACGAACUCACUUGACCAUUACAUGUAUGAAUCAUCACUAAAUACAGGCACUUCUGUCACACCUAGAUCAUAUUCCUCUGCAACAACUCCAACAAAACCCACAAAAAACACUUCCUCUCUCUUUCAUACCUCUCCUACACAAAAAACCAAACAUUUGUUUCGUCCCCAAUCCCCUGUUUCACCAUUAUCAUUCAAGAACAGGUUUUCAACCGAUUCUCCGAGCCCAAGAUGCAGAACUUCAAGAAAUUCACAGAAUGUUAAGACCUCAAUAUUAAAAUCACCGAUUUGGCGUGAAAGUUCAAGGUUUCGAGCCAAUGGUAAUCUGAACUUGACACCAAUUCCAAAUUAUAUGGCCGUUACCGAGUCCUCUAAAGCAAAGAUGAGAUCUCAGAGUGCUCCGAAACAGAGGCCAGGGGAGCUAGAGAGAGAGAGAGAUUAUUCAAGACAGAGUGGUGAGUUAGAGAGAGAAAGGGGCUAUCCAAAACAGAGGAGUGGGGAACUCCAUGACAUGGACAGAGAGAAGAGGUUUGCUAAUCAAACAUGCGGUGAAAGGGUGAAGAAGAGAUUGUCUUUUACUGGUUCAUAGGAUUUGGUCGCUUUCUCUGUGAGAAAAUCAUAAGGAAUUUUCCUGAAAAUUGUUCGAAAUUCAUUGAAAAUUUUGGUUGUGAGAACAAAAUUUCGGGCGCGCUUAGUUAUGAAAUGGCAAGGAACUGAAACUUUGAAAGUACAUGUGAAGUUUUACGGUCAAAACUCAAGAAAAGAAAGGUAAAAUUGAAAAUUUAGAAUGUUAAUGAAUGAAAGUCGGUGCACCUGAGCAUUAAAGGUUACCGUUGCGAAAAUCACGGGGUCUUCAUUAUUUGAUCUUUCCUUGCUGGGAAUUUAAGUGAGCUAUCUCUCCUCACGGGUUGGGCCAUGAGAAAGUAAAUACUUUGAAAGGUAUCUUCGGAAUUUAAUUGCUCUCUCCAUUUUACUUCAGUUUUUUUUUUCUUAGCUUUAAUUUACAUCUAUGGCCUCUUUGAUAACAGCUCCAUUUUACUUUAGUUUUUUUUUGUUAUCUUUAAUGUACAUCUAUGCCCUCUUUGAUAAUAGGUCAAUGUCCUAUGGACAUUGGAAGUGUUUUUUUUUUGCUGGACAGAAAGAAGUUACGCUGGAAAGAAAGAAG